Messenger RNA from Didymodactylos carnosus, 1578 nucleotides. Lineage: Eukaryota; Metazoa; Rotifera; Eurotatoria; Philodinida; Philodinidae. The record is from the annotation of a GenBank genome assembly.
AUGGAACAUUGUUCUCAAAAACACAAUUCAAAUAGUUGGACACAAUCAAAAAUUAUUCGUAUAUUUCAGUUUCGAAAACAUGUUAAAGAAUUAACCAAUGUAUGUAAAAAGAUCAAUAAAGAUCCGUGUCAUGAAUUCGUAUCAUCAAAGCAGACAUCUGCGAGUACCGAUACAUUACCAACUAAAAAAAAAGAGUGUUCAUCAAAACCCAAAUUACAAACAUUACGAACAAAAAUUAAUGAUUGUAAAAAACGUAGUAAAAGUGCUUGCCGUUUAUCAACAAGAAUUCGUCCAGAAACAGAAACAAAAUCUACUGGAAACUAUAUUAAAAAAACCCAACAUCAAGGUUCAUUUCGAAAAAUUCAUGUCUUAUCAACUAUUACCAAAGAAGAUUUGAAUACAAGUACAUUAGCAACAGAAUUGAAUCCAACAUUAUCGGAAAAAUGUGGAGGAUUUUAUAGAGAAUUAACACUAGCAACAAGACAAUGUCCGGCAAUGUUAGAUAUGUUGGUAACACAAUCAUAUAAACCGCUACAUCCUAAAUUCAAAGAAACAAUUGCCGUUACCAAAGGUAUGAUAGUCAAAGCAUUAUUUGCAACGUCGAAUUGGGUAUGGAUUGAGACAUUAUGUAAAAAACAAGGUUUCGUACCACUUUAUUGUCUUUUACCGAAUUCUUGUUCUACUGCUACAGAUGAAGUAUACAUUGAACCUUCUCAAAUAUCAUGCCAAACAAAUGAGAAAAAGUCAGAUGACGAUAGGAAAAGUGCUCCAGUACCCUGGUGUUCUUCGUUGUCGUUACCCUCCACCAAUUAUAAUUCACAAAAUAAUCUUAGUUUACUGAAUGUUAGUACGGCGGCUAAUGGUUAUGAUGAGCAAGGUUUAUUGUGUGAAUAUUCGACUAACAAUCAUCAGACAAAGACAACAAACACUAAUUAUUACAAUCAUGGACGUUUCAAUCAACAACAAUCGGCUACGUUGUCUAAUUCCUCUCACCAUCGACCGCGUUUAUCUAUUAAUAAUCGUUGUUACAAUACAUUAUCGAAAUUACCAUCAAAUUCUAAUGAAACAAAAGGUUUAUUUGUUUCAGCCAUCGGUCCAUGUUCUUACAACGAUGAAUCAGAUUAUUGUCGGCGGUUUUUUAAUAAAAAUGGUUCCUAUUUAACGACCCCUCGUAAUACUAUCAAAGAUGAAUCAAUGUUAUCUCGACAAAUUUCUAAUAUUUCACUCGAUCCGUAUGAUACAUCAUUGAAUAUGACACCUUCAAUACUGAAUAGAAAAAGUUUAUCGAUAAGUACAUUUGAACAAUUUGCGAAAAGAAAUCUCACAGUGACAAAUCAAAUAAAUACCAAUAACAAUCAAGAAUCAUAUUCUUUAAACUGUCGUCUACGUGUUAUCGAUAAUUAUCAGCCAACAUUUCACGGUGAUGUCAGUGUUCUAGAUGGAGAAGUUGUCACAUUAAUUGAAAAAAGUCCAAGAAAUCAGAAUUUAACAGAUUGGUUAUUUGUACGUCGUGGUGAUGGAAAAACAGGUUAUGUGCCAAAACAAAUUAUUUUACUAGAUAAACCGUACUAUAAAUAA